This is a messenger RNA of Adineta ricciae, 1449 nucleotides long. NCBI's taxonomy places the organism in Eukaryota, Metazoa, Rotifera, Eurotatoria, Adinetida, Adinetidae. The record is from the annotation of a GenBank genome assembly.
AUGAAAAAGUUAUCGAACUAUGUAAAAAAAGUCGAUGUUGCAAUGCCUGAUUCCUUGAAAUUAAAAUAUUUGAUGGCUGGAAUCAAGGAAUCAUUGAAAAUACAUGUUGCAUUACAAGAUCCGAAAUCAACUGAAGCAUUUUUAUCAUUAGCACGAAAAGUUGAAGAUAUUUUUGCACUUAAACACGCCGAUCAGGAUACUAUUGUAAAUUAUACUUAUUUGAACGCAACUAGUUAUCAAAGUCAACCAAAUCAAACGAACUUCACACCAACGUCGAGCAAUAAUUUCCAUCGAAUCAAUCCUCGACAUCCAACGGUAUUAAAUAAUCGUCCGAUGUAUAAUCGAAACACAUCAAGUGCAUACAAUGGUAACCGGCAAAACAAAUCUUCGAAGUAUACAAGGUCAACACAACGAUCGAAUGCAUGUUUUAACUGCGCACCGGCCGAUGGUGUUGCUUCCACGAAUUUAUAUAGCAAUCCAUCGACGUUAAACACAUCAUUGCUUUACCUUGAUGUUCUUGUAAAUAAUAAACAAAGGAAAGCAAUGAUUGAUACUGGCGCAAGCCGAACAUUUAUUUCAUUACAAGCACUACCUAGACCACACACUCAACAAUUUAUCGAUAAACAACAGAGACGUGCAUCUUUAGCUGACGGACACACAUCACUUUCUAUUUUAGGCACAUUAGAAUUAUGCAUUGAUAUCGGUGACAUGUCAACAAUUAUCAAAGGAUAUGUUGUGAAGGAAGUAUGUGCCAAAUACAUAUUAGGAAUGGAUCUCAUUAGUAAAUAUAAAAUCAUUAUCAAUGCUGAUGAACGAACAGUGACAAUGCAUGAUGAUGAUAGAUGCAUUACAACGACAUUUGAUGUCUAUGUUCCGCCGAAACGAACAGUCUCAAUACCAGUCAACGUGAAAAUAUCACCAGCCAAAGUUUCAUUUCGGCCAUCUUUUCGAUUGGCGCGACAAUCACCAAUGAUAUUGGUAAACAACAUGGUCGUGGUGAAUCACCAAAAGUCACACAUUUCACUUUACAACCCGACUAAAUAUUCGUGCACAAUACCAGAGGACAUCGUAAUAGGAACGACCAUAGUUCCAACAUUAUCUUUCAACAAAUGUUUAUCGAUCGAUCAGGAAUUAGUCAACGGAUAUAUUACAAAGUUGACUCGACACGUCGCAGAUCCGAAACAAGCAGAUGAAAUUACGAAUAUCCUUCACCACCAUGAGAANUUUCGGUUUUACGGUCCAACAUGCGAUAGUCAAGAUGUAAUGGAGGGACCAUUUGAAUUGCCGGAUGAUAUUGAAGUCGAUGACUAUAUCGAAGUAGGUGAAAUAGGUGCUUAUAGUAUAGCGUUAAAGUCGCAAUUUAAUGGAUUUGGUGAAAAUAUGAUUGCUUUCGUCAGUGACGAUCCUCUCAAAGUUGUCCCAAGUGAUGAAAAUACAAACAAGCAAUAA